AUGACCUUGGAUGCCUAUAAUAACUAUCUGGAAGAAGUAGAAGACAUCACCUUCAAUUUGAUCAAUGGAGUUGAUGUAGCGGAGACUGAGGCCAAGAUCAAGCAAUUUCAAAUCGAGAAUCAGGAACUGAUAGCUCAGAAUGCUGUCCACGAAGCCCGUCAAGCUGAGCUGAGCAAACGACAAGAGGAAGCGGUCAGGAAGGAGCGCGAGGAGCGGACCGAGCUAUUGAGGCUCGAAGAAGAAGCGCGACGCGAAGAAGAAGAGAUCAAACGGGCAACGAUCCACAGUUUGGAGACCUCGAACGUAAGCGCCGAGAAGCUUGUGGCGAGACAACGGGCAGUUGCACAAAAGCGAGCGACCGCCCCAGCAUUAGCCUCAGACCUAGCGACGAAGGCGACGGUGGCGAUGCCAUCGUUGAGCGGGUUGAUCGAUCCAAGCUCGAUGGAGUCCGGGGACAUCGAUCAUGAUUCGAUGAGACUCGUCUUGGCCGACCAUGCCCUGGCCUUGGUCGGCGGCUUCGAGAUCGAGUCCGUCUGGGAACCCAGCUUCGUAGCGCCAUGA
Messenger RNA from Puccinia triticina, 561 nucleotides. RefSeq lists its product as uncharacterized. The record is from RefSeq and is a predicted model, not a curated record. Gene Ontology annotation, biological process: regulation of transcription by RNA polymerase II; regulation of cyclin-dependent protein serine/threonine kinase activity; DNA repair. The transcript is spliced from 4 exons. Gene Ontology annotation, cellular component: transcription factor TFIIH holo complex. Lineage: Eukaryota; Fungi; Basidiomycota; Pucciniomycetes; Pucciniales; Pucciniaceae. The coding region runs from base 1 to 561 and encodes 186 amino acids.